This is a messenger RNA of Platichthys flesus (European flounder), 1612 nucleotides long. RefSeq names its product SLAM family member 5. Lineage: Eukaryota; Metazoa; Chordata; Actinopteri; Pleuronectiformes; Pleuronectidae. The coding region runs from base 212 to 1285 and encodes 357 amino acids. The record is from RefSeq and is a predicted model, not a curated record. The transcript is spliced from 7 exons.
CUGGUCUCUGCCCAGUGAAGCUCUGCAGCUGAUGGAUGUUUCCUCCACAUGACGUCUCUGCUCUGACGAUGACUCCGGCUUUCAAGUGAAGACAAGAAGAUAAAAACCUCCCCCGCUCGCUCUCGCUCUUUUUUCAGUUUUGUGCUGACUUGUCACAGAACGGUUUGAUCGACCAGAAGAGGAACCAGACGUCGUUCCUCUCGCCACAGAGAUGGUUGGUGGUCGCCUGCGUUGCCUGAGCUGCUUCUUCACACACAGCGAGCUGCUUCUUCACCUGCUGCUUCUCGGGGUCUGCUUUCACGAUGUGGAGGCUUCAGGCUGUGAUCGCACCGUCCAUAAACAAGUUGGAGACACUGUGGAGUUUCCUUCAUGCUCGUCACCUGGUAGUCUCACCUACGCACAAUGGGACUUUAAUAAUUCGUUGAAAAACGUAAUGGAAGAGCUCAGGUUUGAAGGCAGAGUCCAGGUGAACCCCACCAACUUCAGUUUAACAGUGAAGCAACUGACAUUUCAAGAUUCUGGUACUUUCCGUUUCCUCUCAGAGGUGAAUGAUAAACAAAUGACCACAGUCUUCAUCCGUCUACAUGUUCAAGAGCCCUCACCUCCGCCCGUCCUCAGCUUCAACUCCACCUUUCAUCCUUCAAACGGAUCCUGCACAGUUUGGCUGGAGUGCGUUUCGACCUCCGACAGCAACGUCAGCUACAGCUGGAGCGUGAGGAACCAGACCCUGGUCGGCCCCAGGCUGAGGUACACCAUCAGGCCACAGGACGGAGGAACCAACUUCACCUGCACCAUCUCCAGCAGUGAGGGCUCCACAUCUGAAACAGUGACGUGUGUCAACAGCAGCUCGGACUCAGUCGAGGAGAAACAUAAGCUCCUCCUCUUCGUGGGGUUGGCGGCAGGAGGAGUUUUGAUUGUCGGCCUCGUGGCAGUUAUCGUUGUGUGUCACUGCAAACAGAGACCAGCUGACCCUGACUCCAGCGACCUGACGGUGUACGCUGACAUCACUGAAGCUGCUGAGGAGGCGAGUGAUGAGAAUGUUGCUUUGGGUAAAUUGUCUGCUUCCCUCUGUGUCCCAAUGAUUUUGUCUCUAUUCCACUUGGUCACGUGUCCACAGUCAAACGGCCCGAGGACAUCGAUGAAGUGCUCGGUGUAUGAAACCGUUGGGGACCCUGUCAACGCAGUGAAGCCUGGGCCUCACACUGUGUACGACAAGAUUCAGCUUGGUCGUAUGAAGGCGGCGCCGGUGUCCUUGUACCAGGACGUUCAGGGGAUCAGGCAGUAAACUGGGAAGCUGACACUUCCCAGUUGAGCUCCGCUUCCUCGGCUGCAGCUUCUGUAGAAACUUUGAUUUGGGUCCUGAGAGAUUUUUGCACCUCGUGUUUAUACGGAUUUUAUCAAAGUAUAUUAUUAGAACCAAUGAAAUGCAAUUUAACUUAAAAGCGAAAUAAAUGAAAUCCCAUAUCAUGUGAAAUCCAUAAUAAGUGAAAUGUGUAUUAUUGAAAUCCAAUCCCGUCGGCAGUGCUGUAAAUUCUGUAAAUACAGAGAAUAUAUAUUUGAAGAAUGUUUUGUGCUUAUUUGCAUUUCUAUGAAUAAAGUUGGCUAUAUUUGC